AUGCCCGGCACCAUGACAAACAAAAUAGGAGAGAAGACUCAGUCCAAGAACCCAGACUCCACCGAUGCUGCAGUCGGUGUCGUUGAGAGAGGCGGUGACAUUGCCGCGCACCUUGUCGACCAAUUCGCCAAUGAGCCGGACUACGAUCGGCAAGAGGAAGUCAAGCUACGGUGGAAAAUUGAUCUCCGACUCGUGCCCAUGCUAUGGCUCAACAUCACCUUCCCGGCAAUGGACAAAGUCACCCCGUCCACGGGUGCCCUGUACGGGAUGCGCGACGACUUGGGGUUGAAAGGAGAUCAACACGCUUGGGACGUCCUCCCUCUCGUCACGCACGUCUUACUCGGUGCCCUUGAGGCCCCCGUCGCGCCAGGGAACUUUAUUAUCAUGACGAUGUGGUAUACACGCCGAGAACAGCCCGUCCGCGUGGGGUUAUUCUACACGGGCCUCUCGACCAUCAUCACGGGGGCGAUAGGCUGGGCUGUGGGAAUUUCGAUUGCGUAUGGUGUGGUGGCGGGUGUGUUGUUACCGGAUAAUCCCGUCUCUGUGAAAUUAAUCUCGGAUAAGGAGAGGUUUGUGACCGUGGAGCGGUUGCGUGGUGAUCAGCUGGGUAUUGAGAAGAAGACGUUUUCGAGGCGGCAGUCUGGUGGGACGUUGGUUGAUCCGAAGACGUGGCUCAUGUUUGCUUUCAGUGUCUGGAUUUCUAUCCCGAACAGAGGGUUGACGAUGAUUGUUAGUGUGCCUGGGUUCUCGCUGCUUACGGGGGUUUUGCAGACUUUGAGUGGCUAUAUUUGUAACUUUGAGGUGUUUUGGUGCGUGAGAAGAUUUGGGAAGGGAGUGCAAGUGAGAGGGUUGGUUGUGGUUUGUGGGUUGGUUGUUGGGAUGGUUGCUAUCGUUUUGUUGUAUACUUUGCCGGUUGAUGAUUACUCGGCGAGGCUGUGGGCCUUGUGUUGGUCUCAUUUCUAUCUUGGGCUGUAUAUCGUUGGCCUGGACAUGCAUAGUGCCAACACGGCAGGCCACAACAAAAAGGUCACGACGAACGCCAUUGUCUUUGUGACAUAUUGCAUCAGCAACAUCAUCGGCCCCCAAUUCUUCAAGGCGGCUCAGGCCCCGCUUUAUCUGCUUGGCACGGGCGCCAGGCCGGUCUCGUACGCCACGAGCAUUUUCACGAUGGGGUUUUAUAUGCUGUACUGUUGGAGUGAGAACCGAAGGAGAGACCGAGUGGAUGCUGCGAGGAGAGGUGACCGAGUACACUUGGAUUCGGACUUCAGAGACUUGACGGACCGAGAGAACGUGCAUUUCCGGAAUCUUUGGUAG
Messenger RNA from Colletotrichum godetiae, 1314 nucleotides. RefSeq names its product major facilitator superfamily domain-containing protein. The transcript has 5 exons. Gene Ontology annotation, molecular function: transmembrane transporter activity. Gene Ontology annotation, cellular component: membrane. The record is from RefSeq and is a predicted model, not a curated record. Lineage: Eukaryota; Fungi; Ascomycota; Sordariomycetes; Glomerellales; Glomerellaceae. Bases 1 to 1314 code for a protein of 437 amino acids.